GAGGUGCCAACGAUGGCUGUAGAGAAGGUCUUUGUGUACAACAACACAUCCAUUGUGCAGGAUGAAAUUCUGGCUCAUCGCUUGGGCCUCAUCCCUAUCCGAGCUGACCCUCGACUCUUCGAAUAUAGAAACCAAGGAGAUGAAGAAGGCACGGAAAUUGAUACUUUGCAGUUCCAGCUGAAAAUAAAAUGUAGCCGAAACCCUCAGGCAGCCAAGGAAUCGUCUGAUCCUAAUGAACUAUAUUUCAAUCACAAAGUGUACAGUAAACAUAUGACGUGGGUGCCCCUGGGAAAUCAGACAGACCUCUUUCCAGAUGCUGACUUCCGACCUGUUCACGAUGACAUCCUCAUUGCACUGUUGCGACCUGGUCAGGAAAUAGAUGUGCUUAUGCACUGUGUCAAGGGUAUAGGUAAAGAUCAUGCCAAGUUUUCUCCCGUGGCCACAGCUAGUUAUCGACUGCUUCCUGACAUUACUCUCCUGCAGCCUAUUGAGGAUGAGGCAGCUGAGAUGUUGCAGAAGUGCUUUUCCCCUGGAGUCAUUGAGAUCCAGAACAUCAAAGGAAAAAAGGUGGCAAGAGUAGCCAAUGCACGGUUGGACACGUUCAGCAGAGAAGUCUUCCGUCAUGAGGGUCUGAAAAACCUUGUGCGCCUGGCAAGAGUGCGAAACCAUUACAUCUUUUCAGUGGAGUCGACGGGUAUCUUGCCUCCAGAUGUGCUGGUGAGUGAAGCCAUCAAGAUCCUGAUGGGAAAGUGUCAGCGCUUCCUGAAUGAACUGGACUCUGUGCCUAUGGAGUGACCAGGCUGUAGCUGGGAAGCAUAUCCCUGCACUGCUGUUUGGGCUUCCUGCACCUGCCUGCAGGGGUGAUUCCUCUUCUGUAGGCAAGAGGUUUGAGAUGGGCUUGUUAAGAGUCCUAGGACAAUCUCUUUGAAUUUGUUUUCUGUUGGUAAUGAGCCUCAGUGAGGAGAUGCACUAAAAUAAAGGCUUUUCUUUAC
This is a messenger RNA of Fulmarus glacialis (Northern fulmar), 992 nucleotides long. It is a transcript of the gene POLR1C, whose product is annotated as polymerase (RNA) I polypeptide C, 30kDa. Gene Ontology annotation, cellular component: RNA polymerase I complex; RNA polymerase III complex. The record is from RefSeq and is a predicted model, not a curated record. Gene Ontology annotation, biological process: DNA-templated transcription. The coding region runs from base 13 to 795 and encodes 260 amino acids. Lineage: Eukaryota; Metazoa; Chordata; Aves; Procellariiformes; Procellariidae. Gene Ontology annotation, molecular function: protein dimerization activity. The transcript has 6 exons.